Molecule: messenger RNA, 888 nt
Organism: Alternaria arbusti
Lineage: Eukaryota; Fungi; Ascomycota; Dothideomycetes; Pleosporales; Pleosporaceae
Exons: 2
Coding region: 1-888 (295 amino acids)
Source: RefSeq, a predicted model, not a curated record
AUGGCGGAGUUCUUCUUGAAGCGAAUGUUGUUCGCGAGGUUGCGAGCUACACGCACGGCCACUGGAGCUCAACCUGUCUCGCGAUAUCAGCCAGAGACUGAGCACGAGGCAUCCCACGAGAAUGAAACGGAAGACGCGACCACACCCGAGAACGAAGAUCCCGAAGACGAGGUUGACGCCGGUGCUGAGCCUGUGCCAGCGGCGGAAAAUGCUGGAGACGACGCGGAGACGCUACGAACUCCCUCUGCAGACCGCAAUCUCCGCGCGACAUGGGCUACCGGCAUCAACAACCUGUGGAGAUGCGCCGCGGACAAGGCUGCCGUUCUGGCCGCACAAGCUAAAGAUGCUAUACUUAAUGCUAUCGAGAAGGUCAAGCAGCUUGGCUUCAUUGGUACAGCGAAGGCGAUUGGCGAUUGGAUCAAGCUACACCCUUGGGAAUUUGUGCUGAUCGUGGUGCCUCUCGUUGCGGUUGCGAUUACUGCAUUAGCGCUCCUCAUCACAGGCUUUGGGCCAGGUGGAACCGUCGCAGGCAGCGCAGCCGCGGCCAUGCAUGCGGGCAUUGGCAGCGCUGUCGCGGGUUCGGUUUUCGCAACGUGCACCAGUGCGAUGAUGGGCGGAUACGGCGCAGCAAUCAUAUUCGGGGGUGUCUGGGCCGUAUCGACUGGAUUGGUGCUCUUGACCGCGGCAAUGCGAAAGCGUUGGAAGAGUCGCCAUGAACGCGCUCUGGUACCCCGAGAUCUGGCGACACCAAAGUCUGCAUCCGAGAUCGCGAAGCAAGCUGCGUCCGAUUCCGUCUUCUGGAGCAUCGUCGCCGUAGCCUACGCGGUGUAUCGAUUCAAGAGCUGGUAUCGAGGACGCGGAGAGGAAACCCAAGAGGAGCAUGAGUGA